GGAAUAGACUUUGUAUUUAAAAAAUAGUAAAGUGUAAUGAGAUACUAUUUCUCAAUAAAGAUAAAUGAAUAUUCAUUUUUAACAAUUGUUAUUUCUGCAGCCGGAAAAUUACCAAAGAACAACGGAAUUUCAUGGAGAGGGGACUCAGGGCUGUCGGACGGCAUCAACGACACCAACUUCUUCAAGGCGGGACUGGUUCAAAUCUAAAAGAAGUUCAUUUUAUUCUUAAGCACAAGACAUCUAGAUUGAACAAAUAAGAAUACUCAUUCUAAAUCACCUAUAUGGACAAUGCAACAAAGGGAAUCUCAUUGAUUACAUCCGUCGGAUUAGAGGUAACAAUCAAACAAAACAGUUAACUCCUUAUUCUUGCAAUUAUCUUAUUUUUAAUUUACGAAUCCUAGGUUAUAAAAGGAGAGAGAACCAUCACUUAUCCCUCAACACACCCUACACUUUCACUGAGAAGAGAUUAAAUUACUUCUAAAUUACUUAGGUCAUUAGCUUAUUUUUGCAAUUGUUAGGGCCUUUGAUUGUUUAAGUAUUUGGAUUGAAUUAAGACCCAAGGCCUAAAUUGAUUAAAAUUUAAGUUUAAAGGUUCGGUGGGCCAAGAAUGAUAUCGGGAAGAUCCUUACAGGGGUGUUGCAAUUAGGUAUUUCUUAACAAUUUAGGUUGUUCAUUUUUAAGUCAGGUAAAGAUUAGCAUCUCUUUCCUUGAUUCAAUCCCAGAACCAAAGGAGAAACAUGAUAUGGCCAUUCAUGUUUUUAAGGCAAGCUUCAAUUGUAGAGAGACUCAGAGAAGGCAGCAACUCGUCUUUGAUUCAGUAAACAUCUAAAAUUAGCCAACCGUCAAGUUACUUGACUUGGAUCCUCAGCAAGCCUGUCAUAAGGUUAGAGCUGGCAAAAUUGGACCCAGAUUCAACCCUCCACCCACCAUGAUCGAAUCAUAAGUCUAAGGUAUUGACCUAAAAUUUGAUAUUAUCCAAAUCCAGCUGGAUUGGGUCAGGAUCUAAUUGGACAAACCCAAACUCACUCGAGUAAAAUUAAUUAAUUUUU
This is a messenger RNA of Rubroshorea leprosula, 1049 nucleotides long. NCBI's taxonomy places the organism in Eukaryota, Viridiplantae, Streptophyta, Magnoliopsida, Malvales, Dipterocarpaceae. The record is from the annotation of a GenBank genome assembly.